UAUAAGAGGAAACACUAAAUUUGUCUGCUCCAAAGUCACUCAUACAUGUCCGAGUUAAGUUUAUUUGUGGUAAUCGCUGUUUUGAGUUUCGUUUUAGCCGUUAGGUGUACUAGAAUUUUCGGUUAGGCAAAGAAACAAGUUAGGAUAGGGACCACGCAUGCGCAGUAUCCUUCUGGAUAUUUCCUCACGUGGAGCGAUUCCCCUUCACUGUGUCAGAUCCACGCUCAAGAAGAAAUCGGGGUGCAGCUCCACGCCGGCUUUUAGACCACUUUUACGUGCAGACAUGGCCUUCAGAAAAUUCCUCCCGUUGUUCGACCGGGUGCUGGUGGAGCGCUUCACAGCAGAGACGGUAACAAAAGGCGGCAUCAUGCUGCCAGAGAAGUCUCAAGGCAAAGUGCUGCAGGCCACAGUGGUGGCAGUCGGACCCGGCUCUGUGAAUCAGAAAGGAGAUCUGCAGCCGGUCAGCGUGAAAGUUGGAGAGAAAGUUCUCCUGCCAGAGUACGGUGGAACUAAAGUCAGUCUGGAUGAUAAGGACUAUUUCCUGUUCCGAGAUGGAGAUAUCCUUGGUAAAUACGUUGAUUGAAUUUGAUUUUGUUUUCGUCGCUGUAGAAGUCCCCACCAUCGCCUGGAAGAGAAGAAAUUAUGUUGUCUCAUUCAUGUCUUUUUUUUCUAUGUUAUUUCAAUUGUAAAUAAUUCUAAUCACAUUUUGUUACAAUAAUAAAGGUGAACUGUUGGA
Molecule: messenger RNA, 736 nt
Organism: Cheilinus undulatus (humphead wrasse)
Lineage: Eukaryota; Metazoa; Chordata; Actinopteri; Labriformes; Labridae
Gene: hspe1
Product: heat shock 10 protein 1
Exons: 4
Coding region: 158-583 (141 amino acids)
Cellular component (GO): mitochondrial matrix
Molecular function (GO): protein-folding chaperone binding; protein folding chaperone; ATP binding
Source: RefSeq, a predicted model, not a curated record